AUUAUCACAUGACAACAGGCCCUUGGUUUUGAUAAGCAAUGUUGUCAUAUCAACUAGCCCGCUUAUUUUAUUGAAAUAACGAAUACAAUUUCUUAUUGCAAUGAGGCCUUCAGUCUAUUCCAAAGUAAAUUUGUGACACAGCUAAAACAACGAUUAAACAAUUAAAGAUGUCGAGGAUAUUGAGACAGGAUUACCGUAAUGCGGACUUCCAGCAGUUGAGUCAGCUGAUACGCAACCACCCACUAAUGAAGUCAACGACCUCGGAUGAGCAGCAAAUGCAACUGCAAAAGCUGCGUACUCCCGAAUAUCGAACCAAGUGUGUUAUGCGAGCUUCCUUGGACGACAUUGCACUAGGCAUCAAUUUGUACAAGCUGCAGCUGGAUGCAGACAAGCUGCCCACUCAUCCUUCAACAAUUCGAUUUGCUCAUCGUACUCCAAAGUCAGCAAAGUCUCCAGCCACGCCGUUUAUCAAGGUCUUACUACGCAAGACGCCUCUUGUCGUGCUCUUUGAGCGUUCCAGCAUGACCGCCGAGCUGGACGGCGACGAGGGUCGUCUGGUUCUCGCAGACAAUCAGCGCUACGACGAGCUCUUGGCGGGCACAGAUAAAUCCCGACGCACUGUCGAUGCCGACACCCAGACGAUGACGGCGCUCAAAAAGUCGCGACUGGUCAACACGGAGCGUCUGUGCACAGAUCAUGUGGGCUCCUAUGUGUCGAAUUUUGAGAUGUUCGAUACGUAUAAGGAUCUGGAAGCUUCCACUAAGAGUGUGCAGGUGCAAGGCGAGCAACAGAUGCAAGUGACCACAUAUAAAGUGGGCGGUGUGGAUCAGUUUGAGGCCAUUAAUAGCUUGCCCAGCUUUAAACUCGCUCUUAUGCUGACCAUGCGCAUCCUCGCCAGUAAUGUCUUUGAACCGGAGCAGCGACGCUUUCGAAACAUGACGCCACCCGAUCCCUUCGCCGAGGACGUGCAGUUCAAGUACCGUCUAAGAUUGCUCUGGCGUCUAAGCUCGCCAUCUAACGCGUCCAGAGUACGUCAAGCUGUCACGAGCAUUAGCUUCUGCCCGAACAAUGGUGACAUUAUGGCAGUCUCCUAUGGCAUUUAUACAUUUUCGCACAUGCCGUCUGGCUCUCGUCGUGGCUACGUCUACCUGUGGAACAUUAAGAACCCAGUCAAUCCGGAACGUUGCUAUAACUAUAAAGUGCCCGUGGUCACAGUGCAAUUCUCGCCAUCAGCGCCACAACUACUGGCCAUUGGCCUGCAAAAUGGUAACACUGAGGUGCGCGACAUCUCACAGCCGGAGCAACCACCUCUGGCCAUGUCGCAGCGCAACAGCUCUCCGCACUUUAAGCCCGUGACAGCCAUUCAAUGGAUACCACGCAGUGAUGGCGAUGUGACUCUGGGUGGCGAUUAUGCUGGCAUUACACCCUUUUUAGCCGCAUCACUGUCGGGCGCCGUCACCAAGUAUCAACUGAUCAAUAGCCCAUAUUUACUGGGCUUUGAACAUCAGCAUUUUCAGCGUUCCGAGGGUGAGCUGGAGGGGAUUACGGUGCAGCGACCCGCACAGCGUGCUCCACUUCUGGCAAAUCGGCAUCCGCAGUGUAUGGAACUGAUGCUCGAUCCGCUGCAGAAGGACAUUUACUAUGUGCUUACUGAUGAGGGGACGCUUUUUAAGUGCUCCACCAACUAUCCAUUACAACAUCUGGAACUGCGUCAAGUGCACGAAUCGCCCGCCGUUUGCUUGGACUUCUCACCCUGGUCGCCUAAGCUGUAUCUUACCUGCGGCAGCGAUUGGUGCAUUCGCAUUUGGUUAUCCGGAAUCAUUUCACCAGUGAUUACACUGUUGCAUCAUCUGUCGCCGGUGCACUGUGCUCGGUGGAGUCGCACGCACUCGACCAUCUUGGUGUCGUUAAGCCACACCACUGUGGACAUCUGGGAUCUGCGCUAUAGCACACUUAAGCCGGUCUCAUCCACCACAAUUGAUGCCAAGAUCUGUUACACAACAUUUCGUUUUGCGCAUUGUGGUCGAUCCCUGGCGGUUGGCAACGAGGCGGGUCAAGUGCUUAUGCUGUCCUUUGAAGACAUGCCCUUUCCACCUCAUUUUCAGUACAGGCAAUUAAAGCGUGCAAUCUAUAAAGCUCUCAGCCUGGAGCCAACGCUGCAGCAGCAGGUCAAGAGCGUGGGGAACUUUGGGUAUCCACGCGGCGAGAAACUAACAACCAUGCAAUAAACUUUAGAUAAAAUAAAAAAGUUUCCGUACUGUCGAUGUUAAA
This is a messenger RNA of Drosophila albomicans, 2271 nucleotides long. RefSeq names its product dynein axonemal intermediate chain 4. Lineage: Eukaryota; Metazoa; Arthropoda; Insecta; Diptera; Drosophilidae. The record is from RefSeq and is a predicted model, not a curated record. Gene Ontology annotation, molecular function: dynein heavy chain binding; dynein light chain binding. The coding region runs from base 168 to 2228 and encodes 686 amino acids. Gene Ontology annotation, biological process: cilium movement. The transcript has 4 exons. Gene Ontology annotation, cellular component: axonemal dynein complex.